Colletotrichum orchidophilum is the source of this 561-nucleotide messenger RNA. RefSeq lists its product as uncharacterized. The record is from RefSeq and is a predicted model, not a curated record. NCBI's taxonomy places the organism in Eukaryota, Fungi, Ascomycota, Sordariomycetes, Glomerellales, Glomerellaceae. Gene Ontology annotation, molecular function: iron ion binding; oxidoreductase activity, acting on single donors with incorporation of molecular oxygen, incorporation of two atoms of oxygen. Bases 1 to 561 code for a protein of 186 amino acids. The transcript is spliced from 4 exons.
AUGGACCUGCACCGAUCUGUUGCCAUCAGCAACCGUCGGGCUCUCGACGCAUGUGCCGGCUCGGCUACCGAACUCGGCUUCAAACAACGUGCUAUACAGCGUCGCGAGGCCAAACUGAUGGAGCUCCGUGAGAAGAGAGCCAUAUCCAUGUCUGCCCCGAUCCGCCGCCGUAGCGAUAAUGACUUGAACACUUUGGCGUGCCUCUGCACCUUCAUGUUCAACUCGUCGGUCUCCACUUGUGCGGUUGUGCCCGAGAUCUUGAUCAAUGCGUGGCACUGCAAUGCUACCGGCGUGUACUCUGGUGUCUCUGCUACCGGCCAUCACACCAGCCGCGCCACUCACAUCCAGGUCAAGACCACGGCUGGUGCCACUGUCCUGGACAACGACACAAACGUCGAUGGCACGAAAAGCUACCUCGGCCAGCUCUUCUUCGACCAGACCCUCAUCUCCGCCGUUGACGCUGUCGCCCCUUACAACACCAACCAGCAAGAGCUGACACUCAACUCUGAUGAUAACAUCACCUUUGGUGAAGCGACUGAGGACUAUGACCCGAUUAUAUAG